Messenger RNA from Mustela erminea (ermine), 3518 nucleotides. It is a transcript of the gene FDPS, whose product is annotated as farnesyl diphosphate synthase. The record is from RefSeq and is a predicted model, not a curated record. Gene Ontology annotation, cellular component: cytoplasm. The transcript is spliced from 9 exons. NCBI's taxonomy places the organism in Eukaryota, Metazoa, Chordata, Mammalia, Carnivora, Mustelidae. Gene Ontology annotation, biological process: trans, trans-farnesyl diphosphate biosynthetic process. Gene Ontology annotation, molecular function: dimethylallyltranstransferase activity; (2E,6E)-farnesyl diphosphate synthase activity. Bases 2709 to 3455 code for a protein of 248 amino acids.
UGAGUUUGGGACGAAUUUCUCCAUGUGUUUCUGGGCAUUAGUAGUCAGAUUUAGCCGUGAUUCACUCUAAGGGUUAACAAACGCGGGGACCCCUUUGCCCGUGGGAGCACUUUUCAUCUACAGACUGAGCCCGCUGUGGGCCGGGGCCUUGGAACCGGGCAUAAAGGUGCGCGUUCUUCCCUCUGAGCGAGGACAGCCGUCAGCGUGGCAUAGUUCUUCCAGGGGCAGUUCCAAGCGGAGACGGAAGGCUUGCAGCCCGCCGGCUGUUUCCUGAAGCGAAGUGCUCUAAACUUAAGGAGAGAGGUCGCAUAAAAACCCAGAUUUCUAGCAUCACUUGGAAAAUUUCUACAUUUGCGUCCAGGGUCCCUCGCAGCAUCAGCGGCUGGUGGUGAAGCCUAGCCCGGCCGGCGGGCCCAUGCGCCCGUGUGGCUCGCUGUCCGGUUGGCUCCUGUCCCCAUGUGUCCUUGUCUCCCGUACGCAGCUCGUUUGCCCCUGAGGAGGGGUACGGUUUCCUUGCUAGCCUGAGAGCUUCAUUAAUGGCCAGGAGCCCCGAGGAGGGUGGCAGUGGGGUCAGAAGGGAGGGCACUCAGGACCUGGCGUGUGGAAAGGAGCAGCUACCUCAGGGGGGUGUGAUGUGCUUGGGGCCAACCACACCGCCUCCUCCGCCGAGGCAGUGCGGGUGGAACUGUCAGAGCAGUGGAGCCUGGAAUUGAGAUGGGGCUGGGGAGGAGGGAUCUGCCUCCAAGGAGGGAAAGGGACAGUGGCGUCACUGUGGGACUGGGCACUGGGGACCAAGGAGCCCGUACACACUGCGGCGCAAGGCAGGGAGGCUGGGCGGGUCUGGGCAGAACAGAGGAGCAGAGCUGUGGGGUCAGGGCGGGUCACCUGGUAGAUAGGAGGACACGGCGCAAGUCAGAGCUGAGCACGAGCUGCUCCCCGGGGAGUAGCGGGGGGCGGGGAGUGGGGUGACACGCGACCAGGGCCGGCACCUGCCAGGACGCCGUUGUUUUCACUCGGGGGACUUCUGUGACAAUUUCCGCUUUGAUCUUCUCCUCCUGCCUCGUGUCCUCCAGUCUGUUUCAGCCGUCACCUCCUAGGAGCGAGGACAUUUGCCCCCCUCAGCACCAUGCCCUAGUCACAUCUGUCUCAGUUCACUCGGGUCGCCCCAACGAAAGACUGCACACCGGGUAGCGUAGAAAGAGCAGAGCUUUAUUUUGUCGACUUCUGGAAGCUGGAAGUCAAAGACCAAGGCCCCGUUGUGGUUGGCGGGCCCCCUCCUGGCUCAGCAGCCCCUGCCCGCCGCAGCCUCUUGUGGGGAAGGGGCUGGGCAGCUCGUCUCUGAUGGUUAGGGUUUCAGCGUGUGCAUCGGGGGGACACGUUCAGAUCCCAGUAACAGUGAUAGUGUCUAGUGCAUAGUCCGUAUUUACAAUCCUGACUCUCCCCAGAAUGUCUGUUCUAGGUUUUUUUGUUUCGUUUUUAAGCAUCUAAGAUCGUAUCAAGGGUACCGUGUUUGGCGGUUCUCGGUUCUUCAGGCUUUAAUCGUCGGAACAGGCCCUUCACCGCAACUAAUACUGCGGAUCGAUUUCUCUCUUAAUUGACUGGGGGUCCCCUAAUAACGAGGAAGUGCAUUUGGGUUAAGAACCACUGCUGUGGGGCAGAGGGGCAUGAGGGAGGCUGUGCAGUGAUGCCCUUUAGAGAACAUCGUGGUUGAAAGCAGGUGGGGGAGGCAGGGGCCUGUGGCCUCAGGGGCCCCAAGUCAGAGCCCCAUAAAUACACACGCCUCCCGCGUGGAAAGCCCGAGUGCGGCCAGAGACACAGGCGCGGAUUGGCGCCUCCUUCCUCAAGGGGUCACCUGGGGCAAGAGCCGUGGCCGCCGCAGGCCGCGGCACACCGAGCGCGCUGGAGGCCCCGGGCAGUGUCGGGGAAUCCGAGCGAGGCAGACCCACAGGCCUACACAGCAGGACGGAGCCAAGGUUAAAAACCACGUCCUGAGAAGCUGUUUUUAAAGGCUUGGAAGGUGUAGCCUGAACGCGGGAUGUCUGGGGUAUGUGACAGUGUCGCAUUCGUUAGGUGUUUAGGACACACUGGCUCUGGGGCGAGCGCCGUGCUCGGCCCCCAGGAGGGCACACGUCCUGGCCUCCAGGGACCAAACAACCUGCUAGGAAAACCAGCUCGUCCUGGGCCUCCGAGGCCGGCCGGCGCCCAGAGGAGAGGCUCUCGGCUGCCGCUGGCGAGGUUACACAUUGGAGACCCGCAGACAAACGCGGCCGAGGGAGGCCGCAGCUCUGGCCUGUCGGUCCCCGGAAGUGUGGCUUUGUCCUGUGUGAGCGGAGGGCCUGGGGACGACAUGGGUUGGGCCUCCUUUCCUUGCAGAAGUCCGUGGAAGGCACCACGGGGAGGGGGCAUAAGCACUCACUCGGGUUCUUGGCGAGAGAAGCCCGCAGGAUGCGGCGCCUGGGCCUCCCGUGACCAGGGCUGCUCGCGAGGUGAUGGGUGAGACCCGCCGGCAUCUCCCGAGUCGUCGCUGGGAAGCCUGAACAGCGAGGUCCUAGAAUCUCCCUGGGCCCCACAGCACAGCACAGCGGGCCUCGCUCUCCCCGGCCCGACCACCCUUCCUCGCUCAGCGCCGGGCAGCGGCGACAGCCCCGCGGCUGAGUCCCGUGUGCCUUCUGCAGCUGCAGGCCUUCUUGCUGGUGUGCGACGACAUCAUGGAUUCGUCCCUCACCCGGCGCGGGCAGAUCUGCUGGUAUCAGAAGCCGGGCAUCGGUUUGGACGCCAUCAACGACGCCCUGCUCCUGGAGGCGUGUGUCUACCGCCUGCUCAAGCUCUGCUGCCGGCAGCAGCCCUAUUACCUGAACCUGCUGGAACUUUUCCUCCAGAGUUCCUAUCAGACUGAGAUCGGACAGACUCUGGACCUCAUCACAGCCCCCCAGGGCAGCGUGGAUCUUGGCAGAUUCACCGAGAAGAGGUACAAAUCUAUUGUCAAGUAUAAGACCGCUUUCUACUCGUUCUACCUCCCUGUGGCUGCCGCCAUGUACAUGGCGGGCAUCGAUGGUGAGAAGCAGCACGCGGACGCCAAGGAGAUCCUGCUGCAGAUGGGCGAGUUCUUUCAGGUCCAGGACGAUUACCUCGACCUCUUUGGGGACCCCGCUGUGACGGGCAAGGUCGGCACGGACAUCCAGGACAACAAAUGCAGCUGGCUGGUGGUUCAGUGUCUGCAGCGGGCGUCCCCGGAACAGCGCCGGCUGCUGCAGGAGAAUUACGGGCGGAAGGAGGCCGAGAAGGUGGCCUGGGUGAAGGCGCUGUACGAGGAGCUGGACCUGCCCGCCGUGUUCGCGCAGUACGAGGAGGACAGCUACGCCCGCCUCAUGGGCCUCAUCGAGCAGCACGCGUCGCCCCUGCCGCGGACCAUCUUCCUGGGGCUGGCGCGCAAGAUCUACAAGAGGACGAAGUGACCUGGACGCUGCGCGGGCGGGGCGGGGCGGCUCUCAAUAAAUUAUCGAAGCUUCUUGUGGUUC